AAAAAAAAAAAAAUAAUAACAAUAAUAUUAAGGAUGUGCUUAACAAAUGGAACAUGAUCAUUGUCAACACAUUUUAAAAGCUUUAGGUGCUUUCGAUUAUGCUGCUGCUACAAAGUUAAUAGCGAAAUUAUCUAAAAUUUAUCAACCUUUUAGCUAUAUUUUUACAAGGUUAUGUAGCUGUGAAAGUUCUUUUACUCAACUAUUAUUCUUACGUUCAAGAUGGUUUGUUAUGAGAAAAGAUAUAGCGGUAGAAACUGUGUAUACUAAUCUGGCAAACGAAUUACCAAGAGAAAUACUUAAUGUGAUUUCGACCACUUCAUUAUCCAACGAUGAUAAAAGUCAAUUUAUUAUCAUCAUGGAUGCCCUAACUAAGUUUUGUCAACUUCGACGAGAAAUGAUUAAUCUUUAUCAAGCUAUUUUAGCCCAAUCCAUGAAAGGCGAAUUUGACGAAAUCUUGAAGGAGCUCGAAUCAGUGCAGGAAAAAAUGAUGGAAAUGAAUUUACAAAAGGAUUUGGAUAUAUUAGGUUUGGGUAUAGAAAAGGAAAUAGGUAUAUUGACUUGUAUUUUAAGAGCGAGGUUGGCUAUAACGAAUUAUGCAUUUCAAGAUGCUUGUAUUGCUUUAUUUCAAACAAAACAAGAUUUAUAUGAAUGGAAACGAAUUUGUCAAGAACAAGAUUACCCUGAGAAAUCGUCUUCUAAGCCAGAUGAGGCUAAAGAAAUAUCGACUUGGCGAUUUCAUUUGUUUGGACAGUCAGAGUCAAAAUUACAUCAUAAACAAGGCGAUAUAUGGCCAAAUACAAUAAGAUGGCACGCAAGAGUACUUCAUAACUUGACUGCAAAAAUGACUUUGUUUUUUUAUACAAUUUUAUUAGAAAAGGAAAGACUAGUCACUGAAGAAGACCCAGAAAAAUCAUUAUGGAAAGGUUUAAAGGUCGACUAUUAUGAACAAAUUGCUACUUUUAAAAGAAAAUUUGGUGCUUAUAGUAUAAGUUUAGUCUAUGAAGUAACAAAUGAUACUCCCUUUUAUCCUCAAGGAUAUGUCUGUUCUUCUGAAUCGACUCCAUAUGAACCGCCUCAAGGUAUCCAUUCGUUUCCAUUCAUAUUCUGUUACCCUAAAGAUGAAAUACCGACAAAGCAUUUACCGAACAUUAUCUCUAUCAUUCAACAAGGCAGUAAGCAUCACAAGCUUCUAAGUGAUCCAAAAUCAGGGCCUAUUCAUUUCUUUGACAAUACAGUUGGAAGUAAUUAUUAUUUAAUGCGUAUAGAUAAGCAUACAGUGAUGGUGAUUAUUUAUUUAGAUAAACAUUCUCAUCGUGAACCUUCUACUAUUGAAUUUAUGACAAAUAUUGUUACAUCUUUAAGAGGUAGCAUUGUUAUUGAAGAAUUAAUUAAUGUAGAUUAAAAAAAUAAAAUAAAGAAGCUAUUUAUUUCUUAUUAUUUAAAUAUGUAACAAGUAUAAUAUUAUUAUGUAAUCAUUGUAUUAAUAAUUUAAAAAGUUCGAAG
Cokeromyces recurvatus is the source of this 1503-nucleotide messenger RNA. RefSeq lists its product as uncharacterized. Lineage: Eukaryota; Fungi; Mucoromycota; Mucoromycetes; Mucorales; Mucoraceae. The record is from RefSeq and is a predicted model, not a curated record. Bases 47 to 1402 code for a protein of 451 amino acids. Gene Ontology annotation, cellular component: KICSTOR complex. The transcript is spliced from 6 exons. Gene Ontology annotation, biological process: negative regulation of TORC1 signaling; cellular response to glucose starvation; protein localization to lysosome.